CCACAGAUGGAGAUAUAGGACUACCAGGCAGCUCCCGUUCGGCGCUGUUGGUUUAUCUCAUUAUUUUUGAUGGCCCUUGUCAGUCCGUCCGGUUUCUGUGUGAAAGGAAACAAGUAAACUGUUGUUGCCGUUGCCGCUCCAUGAUGGCGCUGGUGGGAUCCCUCCAUAAAGAGCUAGCCGAGACAAUCUCCGUCUGUCGGGUCUUGGUGGUAGGAGCCGGAGGAAUCGGUUGUGAGCUUCUCAAAAAUCUCGUCCUUACCGGAUUCUCCAACAUCGAAGUGAUUGAUCUUGACAUCAUUGAUGUCAGUAACCUUAAUCGUCAGUUUCUGUUCCAGAAGAAACAUGUUGGGAAGUCAAAAGCACAGGUUGCUAAGGAAAGUGUUUUACAGUUUUGUCCCAAAGCCAACAUUACAGCCUACCAUGAUAGCGUUAUGAACCCAGAUUACAACGUGGAGUUUUUCAGGAACUUCAUGCUCGUCAUGAAUGCUUUGGAUAACCGAGCUGCCCGUAACCAUGUGAACAGGAUGUGUCUGGCUGCUGACAUCCCCCUGAUAGAGAGCGGGACGGCUGGCUACCUGGGGCAAGUCGCUGUCAUCAAGAAGGGAGUAACAGAGUGUUACGAGUGCCAACCAAAACCAACACAGAAAACUUUCCCAGGCUGUACCAUCCGCAACACCCCGUCGGAGCCCAUCCACUGCAUUGUGUGGGCCAAGUAUCUGUACAACCAACUCUUUGGAGAGGAGGAUGCUGAUCAGGAAGUCUCCCCUGACACAGCAGACCCUGAAGCUGCCUGGGAGCCAGCAGAGACGGCAGCCAGAGCAGGAGCUUCUAAUGAAGAUGGGGACAUCAAGCGAGUCUCCACAAAAACCUGGGCUAAAUCCACUGGCUAUGACCCAGUCAAGCUGUUCAACAAGCUUUUUAACGAUGACAUCAAGUACUUGCUAACUAUGGACAAGCUUUGGAAGAAAAGGAAAGCUCCUGUCCCCUUGGACUGGAAUGAAGUUCAAAAACUAGAGGAGAGCAGUGAUCUCCAGGUGGAGUCCUCCACAGCAGGGCUGAAGGACCAGCAGGUGCUGGAUAUUAAGAGCUGCUCCCAGCUGUUUGCCAGGAGUGUGGAGACUCUGAGAGCCCAGCUGUGUGAGAAGGGAGACGGAGCAGAGCUUGUGUGGGACAAGGAUGACCCUCCUGCGAUGGACUUUGUGACGUCAGCAUCCAACCUGCGCAUGCACAUCUUCAGCAUGAACAUGAAGAGUCGCUUUGAUGUGAAGUCCAUGGCAGGGAAUAUUAUACCAGCAAUUGCUACCACUAAUGCAGUAAUCGCAGGAUUGAUUGUACUGGAGGGUCUGAAGAUUUUAUCAGGGAAUAUUGAACAGUGUAAAACAAUCUUUUUGAACAAGCAGCCAAACCCAAGGAAGAAGCUCUUGGUGCCGUGUGCGCUGGACCCUCCCAAUGCCAACUGUUACGUAUGUGCCAGCCGACCGGAGGUGACGGUCAAGCUGAAUGUGCACCAAACACUAGUGCUGAGCUUGCAGGACAAGAUUUUGAAAGAGAAAUUUGGCAUGGUGGCUCCAGACGUUCAGAUCGAGGAUGGUAAAGGGACUAUUCUGAUUUCUUCAGAAGAAGGAGAAACAGAAGGAAACAAUUCCAAGUGUCUUUCUGAAUUUGGAAUCCGACAUGGAAGUCGGCUGCAGGCUGACGAUUUCUUGCAAGAUUAUACUCUCUUGGUAAACGUCCUUCACUGCGAGGACCUGGGGAAGGAUGUUGAGUUUGAGGUGGUUGGGGACACCCCUGAUAAGCCCAUAGAGAAGACUACAGAGGAGCCUGCUAAGAGCAUCACCAAUGGCAGCGAUGAUGGUGCACAGCCAUCCACUUCGAAAGCUCAAGAUCAGGAUGACGUGUUGAUUGUGGACUCUGAUGAAGAACCGUCCUCCAGCAGCACCGACGUCAACAUGAAGGGCCCCAACCCCAAGAGGAAGCUGGAGGAGGGGGAUGAGAGCGUCCCAACCAAAAGGAUGCGCACAGACCCGCCGGCUGCGCAGGAAGAAGAUGAUGACAUCAUCGCGCUGGACUAAACUGCCUCGCGAAUUGCGUUAUGUCUAUAAUUGGGCCGUGUGUACAAAUGUCAGAAGAAAGCUGUUAAUGUUAACAAACACCCCUUCACUUUUCUAACAGCCUUGCUACUGUUGUGUACCGUAAAUGUGCAAAUUGGUACAUGUGCGUAUGUAUUUGCUGAUAUGCAGGACUGGUAGUGGAAGAGGUUAGAGACUAUUAGAAACUCAAGUAGAAGGCUUUGUGUGGUCUUUCUUUUUUUAUCACAUUUAUUUGAACAACCUGCCAUCCAGUAGUAUAGUUAAUGUCAAAACAUCUUUGCCCCCAUGUCGAGCAUUUGUAGUCAGACAUAUGUGAGCUUCUGUGAAUUUCAGCUUGAUACUAGAACACCGGCACAUUGGCCAAAAUAUGAAACCAAAGCAGUAACUCGCAUAUUCACAGAAAAUAUCAUUUGGAAUGUCUGUUUGUAUAAUUAUACAACAUGUACAUAUAGUUGGCAGUUAUAUUUUAACAAACAUGUUGCCCUUUCCCUCCGUUUACAUUUAUUAAAUGUUUUUUAUCACAGAAAAAUGCCCCAGUUUAUUAAUAACCUAUAGCAGGUGGUUUAAAAAAUAUCAGAAAAUGUGCACUCAUGUUUUGAAAAUAAAUUGGCAGCAGUGCAAGGCAGCAACCAAGUAAUGGACGUGUUACAAAAGCCAAAGGGUGUUUAGCCAUGUUUAUAUUUUUGUCAAAGAAAAGCUAUUUGCAGGUCUUUAAGUCAUGGGGUGAGUGAAUGGAACGGUUUACUCUUCAAAAUGUGUGCUUUUACAGCUGGCAAGUAUUUGGUGCACAAUUCUGUUUUUAGAAGAAAUAUGAAGUCUGUUGUUAAUUGGAAAAUCACCUUUGAAUGACUAUGUACCACCAUAUUCCUUUGAAUUUGACGCCCUCGAUUUGAAGACCUUCAAUUUGAUGAAAAAAUAAAACCUCAAAUAAAUAUACAUUUACAAAGUCAAUUACCCAUAUGGAGGCAGUUUGCAGCCGUCUGCCGUCACACAGAGCAUUACAUUUAUGUGCUGCUUCUCAUUUCCAGUCGUGAUUAACCACACCUGUUUUUCUCCUUUUCUCGGCAGUCAGUCACAUUGGUGUUUGUGUACUCUGGUAGUCAUGUCUUUUGUUGGCUAUUUUAAUACACGUGUUACUAUACUGUACUCAAAUUUAAGACGCAGAAUAUUUGAGAAGAAAUUUGAAGGAAUAUGGUAUAUUGAGAGGAAAGUUUCUUUGUGCCAAUGUAACUCGAGUACUUCAUUGAAAAAGCCCUGUCCUAAAGAACUGAUAACCAUGGCUGUUAAAAAAUAAAUAAAUAAAACACACACAUAUUUGGCCUUCUUGGCACUAAAACCAUGAGCACAGGGCUUCCUUUUCUUGUUUUGUAAUUCAGGAUAUGCAGGUAAUUCAAAGGCAACUUUUUAUAAAUAAAUCUGCUGUGGCUUACUGUUACCUAAUCACUUCCUGUGAUGUAGGUAAAUUCCACUCCAGUGGGCAGACUGACCCAUGUCACAGGAAGUGAUUAGGUACCAGGAAGCAGCUAUUUUAACUGCUGGAUUUAAAAAUAAAUACAUAAAAAAAGCAAAUAACCCAAAUAUUUUCAUCACAAUAAAAAGGAUGGUAAAGUUUGGGAUUUUACAGCCUUGGUUAUUUCGUAUUUUAAUUAAAAAUAUGAAAUAAUUUGAGUAAAAAAUAUAUUUACUUUAGUGAUGUGAAGGGCUGACAGCUGUACUUGUGCACCAUGGCUGAACAUUUUUAUACCUUCUAUUCAGUGUAAAGAGGGAAUUUCGUUUAAAAUCUGUGGUUGAAACACGUGCUCUGUCAUUUUGAAUCAGUCAACAGCACCGUAUACAUUUCUGUAAAUUUUUUUUUUUUUUUUUUUUUUUUAAAGCAAGUGUAUUUUUCAGUAUACAGGUAUACGACUGGGUUAUAAUGAUGCAGGCCGUGGUUGUUUUUUUGUGUGUGUGUUGUUACAGUGCAUUAUUUAUAUUUGACAUUUUUGUAAAACACAAGACUAUACUGUACCUCUUAUGGACCAAAUAAAGAAUGACUAAAAAUUG
Acipenser ruthenus (sterlet) is the source of this 4133-nucleotide messenger RNA. Its product is annotated as SUMO-activating enzyme subunit 2-like. Gene Ontology annotation, molecular function: SUMO activating enzyme activity. Lineage: Eukaryota; Metazoa; Chordata; Actinopteri; Acipenseriformes; Acipenseridae. The transcript is spliced from 17 exons. Gene Ontology annotation, biological process: protein sumoylation. Gene Ontology annotation, cellular component: cytoplasm; SUMO activating enzyme complex. Bases 141 to 2072 code for a protein of 643 amino acids. The record is from RefSeq and is a predicted model, not a curated record.